Molecule: messenger RNA, 4924 nt
Organism: Synchiropus splendidus (mandarinfish)
Lineage: Eukaryota; Metazoa; Chordata; Actinopteri; Syngnathiformes; Callionymidae
Product: RNA-binding protein with multiple splicing-like
Exons: 8
Coding region: 293-874 (193 amino acids)
Molecular function (GO): mRNA binding
Source: RefSeq, a predicted model, not a curated record
AUGGGAGAGAAGUUCGCCUGCAGGCUCGCUCAGCUCAACAUUUACUGUAUUUCAUGUCGGAAGCUCUACUGCGGACUUCAGGAAUGUUUUACAGCCUCCUGACUGUACUACAUUGAUGUCACUCGGGUCAGUGGAACAGCGUCAGAACUGUUCUGUAUCCUGGGCGCUGCGUUUGUGUUCUUUUGUUUAUUGAAAAAUACAUCCUGCUCAGGGAGAUAAGACAAUAACGCGUGGAAAAAGACCAAGACCAAGCGACGCGAACGAGCCAAAGUGACUAACAUUUCAACUCAGAAUGAAUAACAAUAUCGAAAAGGAAAACGAACCGAGUGAAUUCAGCAACCACGAAGAGGAGGUCCGGACACUAUUCGUCAGUGGGCUUCCACUGGAUAUCAAGCCUCGGGAGCUCUACCUCCUGUUCAGACCAUUUAAGGGCUAUGAAGGAUCGUUGAUAAAACUCACGUCAAAGCAGCCGGUGGGGUUUGUCAGCUUUGACAGUCGAUCAGAGGCAGAGGCUGCUAAGAAUGCCUUGAACGGGGUCCGGUUCGAUCCAGAGAUACCACAGACGCUGCGGCUUGAGUUCGCAAAGGCCAACACAAAGAUGGCCAAGAACAAACUGGUGGGCACUCCAAACCCCCCUCCUUCCCAGCAGAGCCCUGGGCCACAGUUCAUUAGCAGAGACCCUUAUGAGCUCACAGUGCCUGCUCUCUAUCCCAGCAGUCCGGACAUGUGGGCGUCAUACCCACUGUACCCGGCGGAGCUGUCGCCGGCCCUCCCACCCGCUUUCACCUACCCCUCCUCACUCCACACUCAGAUUCGUUGGCUCCCACCUGCAGACGGAACUCCUCAGGGAUGGAAGUCCAGGCAGUUCUGCUGAAGUACGUGUGAGUUAGCGGCUGGUUCCUGAUCGCUGGAGAAUCAAUGAUACGCAUGGAGUUGCUGGUUCUUCACAUCUGCGUGUACAAAAAAUAUUCUGAUGGUUUUCCCCUUUUUCUGUUUUCUGCAAGAGCAAGUCGAAUUAAAAGUUGGGAAUAUAGCAUACUUAAUUGUUUUUGUGUUCCAUCUCUCAGUUAUCCUGCUCUCAUGGCGUCGACCGUCGAGCGCCUAUGAGUUUGUAAUGUACUUCAGCUACUGGCGUUCAGGGAGGUGGUUUUGGAUGGUAUUGUACAAUAAUUGCUCUGAUGGACAAAAAUAUCUGAAAAAGACUUUUUUUUAAAAAUCAGAGCAAUAGAAAGUCUGUCUUUUUAACCAAUCUGGAACUAAGCAUGUUUUGCUCUCUGAAUCAGCCGGGUGCUGCAGGGCCCGAGUGAAAACCACAAAGCACAACAAAUCCCUUGCUUGUCUGUGCGAAUGUGUGUGUGUGUUUGCACCAGGCGCCAGUCACACUGUCACCACUACCCUCCCUGCAACAUCUUGGGACAGGAAGCAGCAUGUUUUCAGACCCCUCAGGGAGUGGGUGGGUGGAGUUUUUAAUAAGCAUUCAGAGGCACGCGUUUUCAAAGUCUUGAUUGGUGCUAAUCUUGAUCCCACCUCCACCAAACAUACCUUAUCCAUUUAGCCAUGGAAACAAUUCGGGGGAAACUAGCAUAGAUCAUUUUGUGUUUCCCUAAAUGCACUGGGGGGAGAUGGGGCAGGGAGGGACUUGAGGAAAUAAUUACUCCCAUCAUCCCAGGAAGUCUUUUGGUUGGUCAUGCCCCUGAAGAUAUUAGACCCUCAAUGAAAGGUCAACAUCCUGGCUUCCAGCUCCUAGUGGGGGCAGACGAGAGGUCGAGGCAAGCAACACCUGAUAUAGAGACAUGAUAUUGACUGAUAUUGAGUUUCUGUGUAAGCAAACAAAUAAUUCAAAUAGUUUAGGUUUGUCUCUGAUUGAAAGGUUCCCCUCUACCAACUCGUGUACAAAGUCGGCAAUGCAUUCAUGCGUGCACCAAGAAGUCAUUUUCAAUGAACACAUUUGCUGCUAGAAGGAGUUGUGUGGCAGAAACAAAGCGCCACCAAGGCACAGGCGAACUACACGAUGAGUGAACACCUUGGACAAGAUACACUAUAUCACCAAAAGUAUUUGCUCAUCUGCCUUUACUCGAGUAUGAACUUAAGCGCCAUCCCACACAUAGGGUUCAACAUGAAGUUGUCCACUUUUUGCGGCUGUUACAGCUUCAACUAUAUUGGGAAGGCUGUCUAUAAGGUUGUGGAGUGUGUUUAUCGGAAUUUUUGACCAUUCUUCCAAAAGCGCAUGGUCACACACUGAUGUUGGUGGAGAAGGCCUGGCUCUCACUCUCCACUGUAAUUCAUCCCAAAGGUGUUCUAUAUUCUAAAGGUGUUCAGGUCAGGACACCAGUCAAGUCCAUCCACACCAGACUCUGUCAUCCAUGUCUUUACGGACCUUGCUUUGUGCACUAGUGCACAGUCAUGUUGGGAGAGGAAGGGGCCCCGUCCAAACUGUUCCCACAAGGUUGCGAAUAUGGAAUUGUCCAACAUUUUUUAGUAUCCUGAUGCAUUCCAAGUUCCAUUCACUGAAACUAAGUGGCCAAGCCCAACUCCUGAAAAACCACCCCACGCCAUAAUUUCUUCUCCACCAAAUUUCACACCUUGACACGGCAGUCCGAAAUGUACCGUUCUCCUGGCAACCUCCAAACCCAGACGUGUCCAUCAGAUUGCCAGAUGGAAAAGCGUGAUUCAUCACUCCAGAGAAGGUGUCUCCACUGCUGUGUAGUCCAGUGGCAGCUCCUUUACACCAGUGCAUGUGGCGCUUUGCAUUGCGUUGGCUUGGAUGCAGCUGCUCGGCCAUGGAAACUCCUUUCGUGAAGCUCUCUGUGUACUGUACUCGGGCUAACAUGAAGGCCACAUGAAGCCGACCACUUCAUGGCUGAGUUGCUGUUGUUCCCGAACUCUUCCAUUUUCUUAUAAUAAAGCUGACGGUUGACUGUGUAAUAUUUAGGAACGAGGAACAACUGAUUUUGUUGCACAGGUGGUAUCACUGUAUUAACUGAUCUCCUGAGAGUGGCCCAUUCUUUCACAAAUAUUUGUCAAAACAGUCUGCAGGCCAAUGUACUUGAUUUUAGUUCAAGUCAUUUGGACAAGUGAUUUUGAUCAUUUGGAUAGGUGAGCAAAUACUUAUGUACAUGUAGUGUAUGUGAACAAUGUUUCACCCACAUUGUGUGGUUGUGUGCUUUUUUUCAGUAUGGAAUCAUUUUCUUCAGAAACACAUAAGGGUAAUGAAAAAUGUGUGAAAUGAAAUAAAAGCCAUUUAAUUGUCUAUGAACCAGCAAGAUGAUUAGCUGAAUCAUAAUGUAUUGCAGUAUAUUCAAAAUAUUUGUCAAGAAUCUACAUGUACAAGUAAACUGACACUGUUCCAUCUUGAUAUUGAAGUGAAGACAAUAUUGAAGAUAUUGAAGAUAUUUUGGGCUGCUCUCACGGGGUGAAGAGGUUUAAAACAUCAGUAAAACUAGCUCAUUAUAAUUCAGUUUGGUUCUGAGUCCUGGUUAAAGUUAGCCAUUUGUUUUGGAUGGUUAGGAUAAGAAUGAGAGGCUGGGGAACGCAUUAUGGCAGUAAGAGGUCCUCACAAAUAUAGUCAAACAAACCGAGCACUGUCAUGUUACGGUGUGGUGACGACUGAGGUGGAGGUACAGUGACGUCACUGUCUGCUGUAAAAUCUGCUCCGAACAAAACUGCAGCCUCACAUCAUUUUUAAACUGAGAGCGCCACCUUCUGAGCCCUGAAAAUAACAAGACAGUUUCAUGAAGCCUCACCAGGCCAUCACUCCUGACAAAUGUAGCACAACAAAUUGGGAAAGAGCGAGCGGAAAUGCACUCAAAUUCUGGAAUGAGACCUAAAACACAGUCUUCACAAUCCAAAUCCCAGCAAGGAAAGCUCACAUCCACCUCUAAACCACAUCACUCUCUCUUCCUUUCUAUGACAAUCUAAGACAAACAGCGAUUCAAUUUAAAUACAUUUUACGUUUCUCAUCUUAUCAAAAUUCAAAGUUGUUUAAAAUGUGCUUUUCACGUCAAUAUUGACAUCAUAUUGAAAUCAUUUGUGAUGUUGUAUAUUUAGAUGAUUAUUCUCGAUAACCAUAGGAACAGUGAGCCAAACUACCAUUACCAUUGACUUUGUACAGAUUCUGAUGAGAUUGACUGUCUUUUUCCGUGACUGAACUUGAAACCUGCUUUCAUUCCCUGUUGCUUAGUGGGACUCCAUUCAAUUACUUUCUUUAAAAAAGUUGAACAAGAAAGUCAUAAAUUGGCUAAACGUUCCUUUACAAACUUAACCUGUUCAGACCUCUAUCCUUUUCAGUGAAGAAAAUAAAGCUAUGUACUGAGUCCUCUUGUGAGUAUAAUCAGAAGUACACACAAAUAGUCAAUGAUGUCAGUGUUUGUAAGCUUGAAUGCUGCUUGACAUUUAUGCUCAGGCACAUUGUGGGCUGCAGCUAAUGGUGGUCCGUAAUGCUUCAUGAACUGAAGGGUAAUCCAGAUUUUCCAUUUGACAAAACGUAUCGUGUGUCUCUAAAUGUGUGUGUGUGUGCGUGUGUGUAUGUGUGCCUGUGUGUGUUUGGACCUUUAUCAUGUAUCACUGUUCCUAAGCCUGAGAGACAAAUGGAGUAUGUGUGGAGUUUGGCUGGUUGCCCGGAGAAGCGUGUUGGCCAAUAGUCUAACACAAUCAAUGGUUCCUCAGCGCUAUUGAAAUAGCUCCAAACAGGCGCUGCUUCCAAUAAGGAAGUGGGGCUUUAGUUUGUCUCCUCCUACCAACGCAUAUCACUCAGAGAGUGAAAUUGUGAAAAUAGAGAUACAGCAACUAAGUUUCAGGGGUGAGAUCCGUGUCAGCAGCUGCAUUCAUCACCACACAACUCUACCAGCUAUUGCUGGUAUGUGAGAAACACAGCCAAGGCCUGAGGGCUUUCCUCCAGAUUACAGUGGCUUCAGAUGGGGUUUCU